Messenger RNA from Spinacia oleracea (spinach), 1381 nucleotides. RefSeq names its product electron transfer flavoprotein subunit alpha, mitochondrial. Bases 83 to 1144 code for a protein of 353 amino acids. Gene Ontology annotation, molecular function: electron transfer activity; flavin adenine dinucleotide binding. The transcript is spliced from 8 exons. Gene Ontology annotation, biological process: fatty acid beta-oxidation using acyl-CoA dehydrogenase. The record is from RefSeq and is a predicted model, not a curated record. NCBI's taxonomy places the organism in Eukaryota, Viridiplantae, Streptophyta, Magnoliopsida, Caryophyllales, Amaranthaceae. Gene Ontology annotation, cellular component: mitochondrion.
CAAUCUCCAAAAAUAACAAGGAGCAUUUGAAUACAAAUCCCUUACGCAUUUUAUUCUCCUUUCUCUCUCAUCCUUCUCUGCCAUGGCUGUUGUUGGAGCAAUGCUUAGGGCUCUCCGACUUCGUAACGCUCAUGUGUCUCUCCGACAAACCUCCACUUCCCGAUUUAUUAGCACACUGGUGUUGGCUGAACAUGAAGGAGGUUCCAUCAAUUCAUCGUCUAUAAGUUCUGUAGAGGCUGCAAAAUGUUUAAAUGAGGAUAAUUCCAUCUCUAUGUUAUUGGCUGGUUCUGGUCCCUCCCUCCAACAAGCUGCGACACAUGCUUCCUUGUGCCAUCCCUUAAUUUCUCAGGUGCUUGUGGCUGAUUCAGAUAAAUUAAUGCAUCCUUUAGCUGAAACCUGGGCAAAUCUGGUUGAGUUAGUUCAUAAAAAAGGUGGUUACACACAUAUUCUUGCUUCUUCUGGGUCGUUUGGAAAGAAUAUAUUGCCCCGUGCAGCUGCGCUUUUAGAUGUUUCUCCAGUAACAGAUGUAAUUGAAAUAUCCGAGUCUUGUCAAUUUGUGAGGCCAAUUUAUGCUGGAAAUGCUCUUUGUAAAGUUAAAUAUACUGGCGAAUCUCCAUGCAUGUUGACCAUCCGGUCUCCUUCAUUUCCCGUCCCAGCAUCCGAAACGAGAUCCAGUGCUGCUCCCAUUACUCAGGUUGACCUCUCAACCUUCGAUGAAGUGGAGAAAUCUAGAUUUGUAAAACGUAGCUCUCAGGAAACCGAGCGCCCUGAUCUUGGAAAUGCACGCAUUGUAGUAACUGGAGGACGAGGUUUAAAAAGUGCUGAGAACUUCAAGAUGAUUGAGAAGCUUGCUGAGAAACUUGAUGCUGCAGUUGGAGCUACGCGUGCUGCUGUUGAUGCAGGAUUCAUUCCCAAUGAGUUACAGGUUGGACAAACAGGAAAAAUUGUUGCACCGGAGCUAUACAUGGCUUUUGGGGUCUCAGGAGCCAUUCAACACGUGGCAGGCAUGAGAGACUCCAAAGUCAUUGUAGCUGUAAAUAAGGACGCAGAUGCCCCCAUAUUCCAGGUGGCUGACUAUGGUGUUGUUGGUGACCUAUUCGAAAUAAUACCGGAAUUGCUGGAGAAACUUCCGGAGAAAAAGUGAAAAUUGUACAAUACUCCAUAGACUAGGCUUCUUUGUAUAUGACCACCAAUAUGACAAGGCCUAUCUCAGAGAAACUGCUGUUAGUCUCAAGCGCUCUAUUUAGUGUUAGGAUCUUCUCCAUUUAUCAUAAUCCUUGAUACACAUUAAUUAAUGUAUGAUUAUUGAAUAUUGAUGGGCUGUUUUCAGAAUGAUUUAAACCCUGAUUAGGCCUAAUAAAAGUUCUUACUAGUUACAGUA